AUGGUGGUUGAAGACAAGUUCAAUAAUUAAUGAAUUCUGUUGCAGGAAUCAGAAGAAACUGACGGAGUUCCGCCCCCGUUGACCAUGGAGCCCGAUGAGACGUGCGUUGCGGUUCGAACGCGGCCGCAGGUGCCGCCAAAACCGCCCAUCGACACGCUCCGCUACAGCAUGAACAACAUCAAAGGUAUGCACAGCCUCAAAAAACCGUUUUCUUUAUUCUACUCAAAGUCAAAGUUUCAAUAAUUCAACAUAAAGACUGGGGAAAGGAGUAAAAAAUGUUGACAGCCUCACCGGAAAAUUCGGUCGCUUUUUUAAAGUUGCUAUUUUUUGAAAAUUUUGAAACUUUUUAGUUCAAAAUGCGUAGAUUUCUCGAUUAAGCUUCGAAAACCCAAAAAAUCACGGCUUAAAAUAGGAGACUUUUUGAUUUUAUCGAUGCCUUUCAACCUUUUUAAUUUGACAUGAAAUCGAAAUAUGUUAAGGGCGAAAUAGUGUUCUUUAAGACUUGAGAGCCUUUUUGGCGAGAAUAGAAAAAUUCAGGAAAAGGGGAAUUUUCUCAAAUUUGAUGACCAGAAUUUUUGAAAAAUGGUUUUUAAACUGGUCAGACUAUGAAAAAAUACGUACUUGAAAACCGUUAACAUCCUAAUAAAGUCAUAAGAACUCUCCAAAAUUUGAAAACUUGGAAUAAUAUUCUUCAUAAAAAAAAGCGAUCGACCCACUUUUAUAAGCAUGCCUUGAGUAUCUGAAAAAGGAUUUUUCCAUCAUUUUUAACUUGAAACGCCAGGAAAAAAUAGCCACCAGCGUUCAACAGCUUGUGCGCCCCAAAGAUAAUCAGACGGGGAUUUUUAAAUUCAGAUUUCUGCAGCUUUUCGAUGGUAGUUUGAUUAUAAGAGAGCUUCACAGGAGAUUUUACUGAACUAUUUUUUUAAGGAAUUUACAAAUGUUUGAUGUAAAAAAGGAAUUUCCCUGUGAAAGUUUAGUAACUACUUUUUUUUAAAAGCUGUAGUAGGUAGAAUCUUGGAAUUUUAGAGCUUUCCGUGGUCACUUUGGCUGUUUCUUUCUGUGAAUUUUUUUGUAUUGGAAAAGUUCGAUUUUUGUUUGCUAUUAUUUUUUUUUUGAAACAGAAAUUUUGAGAGGACAGAGAAGCUUCAAACUUGAAAUUCAUUUUUUUGAUAAGCUUGGUGAUUAAGGAUAGAAGGGUAAGGACUGGAAAAACCAGGUUCUUUGAGCUCGAUGAAUGAAAAUUAUCCAUGGAGCGUAAAUGUUGCGGCUGUUUAUCUGAAAUUUAUAGCAAGGCUUUUCUUUCUUUCCUCUUUUCCAGGGACGGUUGAGUCAGUAUACGGCUAAUUUAUCAGUUUUUUUUGUUUUGACCUAUGAAAAGAGGCUAUAUGAGAAACAGUGAACAUAGGUAGUUGGUUGUACUCCAACCAUUUUUUGGCUCUGAAGAAGCCGAAUUUACUUAACUAAAAAGCUCGGGGUAGAACGGAGAAUCCUUAACAAAAUUGGCAAAAAUAAAAAUCGUCGAAGGGGUUCGAACCUGGAAUCUAGUUUCCGUAGUGCAAGAGCGCUAGCCACUACAUCACGCUGCCAAGUUGAGCUAACGAGAGAGAUUCCUACUUGGUGCAAUUCACUCUUCUCCCGUUUGAGCCGUCAGAGUGAAAAAAAAAAGAUUUCAUCGUUGUUUUCUUUCAAAUUUCAAUUGGCUGUACGAUUUGAAAAGCGGUUAGAUGAGAAACAGUAAACACAGGUAGUUAAUUGUACUCGGAAUGUGUGCCGAUUCGAAAAUUGAACGACAAGGAUUGAUUGCCGUCGGCGGGGCGACGUUUAUCGAUGUUCCUAUUGUGUUUUGUCGAAUGCCGCCGUUCCGAUCGGGUUCGAAUUAAUGUGUACACCUAUCAUAUGCAACUGGUUUCGUCGGAAAAUGGUCUGUUUCUUGACUUCUUCAUUGUCUUCUUCCUCAGCGCAAGUCGUAGUUUUUUAGGAUUGUUGUGGUUUUUGUAACCUUUUUUGAGAUUUUUGAGUGUGUCUAGGUGAUCCAGGGCGUUUUUCUCCCCAUUUUCUGUUUAAAGAAGUCGAAAAAUCGUCUCCGGCUAUUGUUUCUUGACUUCUUCUACGUCUUUUUCUCAGAACAAGUGGCAGUUUUUUAGGGUUUUUGUGGUUUUUCUAACCUUUUCUGAGGUUUUUCAGUGGGUUUAGGUUAUCGAGAGCUUUUCCUUUACGUUUUCUGUCUCUAGAAGCUUAUUUCCUUGAUUUUCUGUUUCUAGAAACGUUCAAAUUUGACCAUCCAUUAAUUUUAGUUUUUUUUUUGGCGAAUCAUUUUUUCGACGAUUCAAUGCCAAACAGAGCGUUUAUAUUUUUGCACCACAGACCUUUGAAAAUUGGCCGAAUCGUAGAAAAAAGAUGGAGAAGGGACAUGAUUAGGUGGCAGCUUUUUAAGCCCAGAUUUUGAUCAGUUUUGCUGAUUUUUCAUAGUUUUCGAAGUUAUAAACGCUCCGACAAGCUCAAAUUAACCUCGAAAUGACGGCGAAUCUGAAUAGUUUCGAAUUUAGAGCGGUAAAUUAACUAUAAUAAUUUUUUUCAAAAAUUUUUUGGAUAGUAUUUUCAGGGGCUAGCUUACCAUUAGUUAACGAAAAAUCUCAAAUAUUUCCUUUAAGGAUCAUUUUUGGAUUCUGGUCACUUGUCUUUGGGACGAAAAUGCCGGAAAUUAUUUUUUUAUGAUCACUAUAACUGUAAUGAACAAAAUUGGAGGCUGAAAACUCGACAAAAAAUGGGAUUUUUUUGAAAAUAAUUCUGCGAAGUUUCCUCCAACUCUCAUCAAGCCAUUGAAAGCUUUUGGUUGCUUAGUUUUGCCUUGUUUUCAGAAGUUCAGAAAAGCUUGAAAUAACCUUGAAUGGUGAAACGGAACCCUUUGGCCGAACCAAUUUCAAUUUGUUUCAUUGGCUCUUGACAAUGAGCCGAUGACGGCCGUCGGAGGUCGUGAUUCAAUUUGGCGAAACCCGAGAAAUUCGGCCUUGACGCGCCGAGUUUCAUCCGGCCCAUGUGAAGCCAAUCUCUCAUCCCAAAGUUGAGGGAGGGUGCACCGAUUUGAGGGUGCCAAAACCGACGACGACGGCUGGCGACGUGACCCCGCCCCCGUCCGUGUCUUCUGGCUUGGCCAACUGCCCUGCACCUGUCUUGUCUUCUUUUCUUAG
Caenorhabditis auriculariae is the source of this 3188-nucleotide messenger RNA. The record is from the annotation of a GenBank genome assembly. NCBI's taxonomy places the organism in Eukaryota, Metazoa, Nematoda, Chromadorea, Rhabditida, Rhabditidae.